CAGACUCUCCUACCACCCUCCUCGCCGCCGCUCGCCGCCAUGGGUCGCAUGCACAGCAACGGGAAGGGCAUGUCGUCGUCGGUGCUGCCCUACAAGCGGGAGGCCCCGGCCUGGGUCAAGGCCACGGGGCCAGACGUGGAGGAGCUCAUCAUCCGUGCCGCCAAGAAGGGCCAGCUGCCGUCGCAGAUCGGCGCCCUCCUCCGCGACGGCCACGGCGUCCCGCUCUCCAGCGCCGUCACCGGCGCCAAGAUCGUGCGCCUGCUCAAGGCGCGCGGGCUGGCCCCGGCCAUGCCCGAGGACCUCUACUUCCUCGUCAAGAAGGCCGUCGCCAUCAGGAAGCACCUGGAGAGGAACCGGUCGGACGUGGACGCCAAGUUCCGCCUCAUCCUCGUCGAGAGCAGGGUCCACCGCCUCAGCCGCUACUACCGCGUCAACAAGAAGAUCGCCCCCUCCUGGAAGUACGACUCCACCACCGCCAGCACCCUCGUCGCCUGAUUCGGUUAAGCUUUGCUCCCGUGACUUGGCUCUCUACAGCUUUGGAGUUCGGUUUUCUUUUAAGUAGCAAGCAGUACUUUUAGCUAUGCAGUAAGAUGUAACACCCAGUCCUUUGGAUUUUAGCUAUGUAGUAAGCUGUAACAACCAGCUUUGGAGUACAAUCUAUCUUUCAUGCACCUGGAGAGAAGUAUUUUGAGGGCCUGCUGAGACUGGAUCAGAGUUAAGAUUAUGCACAAUGUGUUGGAGUUUGGUAUCUUUGAGUUGGUUGGUGAUGCUUUCCAGACUCCAGUGAUGUAUUGCUAUCACUAAUCCUGCAAUGAAACUAGACAAUGUGGUCUUCAUGUUUA
Messenger RNA from Lolium perenne, 842 nucleotides. RefSeq names its product small ribosomal subunit protein uS15z. Gene Ontology annotation, biological process: translation. The record is from RefSeq and is a predicted model, not a curated record. Gene Ontology annotation, cellular component: cytosolic small ribosomal subunit; nucleolus; ribosome. Gene Ontology annotation, molecular function: small ribosomal subunit rRNA binding; structural constituent of ribosome. Lineage: Eukaryota; Viridiplantae; Streptophyta; Magnoliopsida; Poales; Poaceae.